Molecule: messenger RNA, 1335 nt
Organism: Trypanosoma cruzi
Lineage: Eukaryota; Euglenozoa; Kinetoplastea; Trypanosomatida; Trypanosomatidae
Exons: 1
Coding region: 1-1335 (444 amino acids)
Biological process (GO): maintenance of mitotic sister chromatid cohesion; mitotic sister chromatid cohesion
Cellular component (GO): Ctf18 RFC-like complex; nucleus; chromatin
Source: RefSeq, a predicted model, not a curated record
AUGACGUACGUGACGCUACGGUCCGACUUUGCGAAGUGCUCCGAGUACCGCCUGCUGGCGGUGGAGGCGGAUUGCGUGCGGCGCCUGAAGGAGAAGAUAGCCGUGCACGGGAAUGAGGAGGCCUCUACAAGGACAGGGAUGGAUGAAAACAGGACACUGCUUAUGAUGAAGGGCACGUCGAAUUUGUUACUUUGUGAUGAUGAACACACAUAUCGACUACGUCGUGUGGAAUACUCAAACACACUUCUUCUUGCCGAGAAGCGCCCGAUUUGUGACCGUAACAUUGAGGCGCUGACGCACACGCCUGUGCAAAACUCCAGUGCGCCGGUCGAUUUGGAGAAGAAAUGCAAAUACGUCGUUGUUAGAGCUGCAGAACGUCUUUUUGAGGCAAAACGAGCGUGUGUUUAUCGGGAUUUGUUGAAGCUGCUGAAAGAGAGUCCUGUCACUAUUGAGGAACUUGAGUCUGAGAACAGCGCACGGCCAUGCGAUUUGGCUGACGCCAGGAUGGCUCCACCCGACGGAGUUAUUUGCCAACAUUAUACAUUUCCACAGCUUGUGUCGAUGAGCCGAUGCAGUGCACGUGAGUUAUCAGAAAUACUUUCCGAAGCGGGCGCUAUUGCCUAUCGUGGGCGUGUUCGUCUGCUGCACCCGUCUCUUUUGCGUGAGGCGCUUCAGGCGGUUAUCGUCUUUGUGGAGUGUUGCGAGGAAGUCUCCUGGGGGGCGGUGGAGGAGCACUUUUGCCCUUCUGUGUAUCCGAGCAUUGUUAUCCGUGUCGUGCAGAAGAUGUACGGUGCACUGGAGCAGGCGGAGGGGAGAACAGGGGCGGUGGCGUUACUUCACGUACGAAAAGUGUUACAAACGCUGGCCGAAGCUGCCAUUUUGCUUCUCACGGCUCGAAGUGAAGAAGAACCGGAUCGUCAAUUCCAUAUGGACGAAAACUUUUUUUUUCCUUCGGUUGAAUUUGAAUCAUUUUAUAACACGUGGGUGGAAAGUAUUCCGAGUUCCUUUUUUGCAUCUGGUGUAAUACCGCCGCGAUCCGAGAAGGCAGCUCUCACAUCGUUGUUGAAUGACGUUGUUGUUGUUCGCGGAGCGUGUGGCGACUGCUACGCCGGCGCGACAGUUGUCUGGGCACCGCAGGAUGAGUUGUCUACCGACUUGUCGCAGCGAAUGGAGCAGUUGUUUGAGCUGAAUCCCGGACGGUGGGAGGUGGGUGCAUUGCGUGCAUACGUCGAACCGCUGCUGGAUCCCGGUGUGGUGUUUGAGCAGGUGGUGCACCGGCAUGCGAAGGAGUUCCGCGCACCAAACCAGCCACUCCGGUACGGCAGACUCGUUUGA